AGAUCCCCCAUGAAAUAAUAUAAUUUAAUCUCAUAAUGACCUAUGUCCGGCAUAAAUUUAUAUAUAUUAAUCGUAAUUCUGAUUGUAUAUGUAAGAUGUGCUGAUAAACAAGGUGACAAGAACCUAAGCCUAGUGGCAUACAGUGACAGUGAAGAGGAAGAAAAUUUUGAAGUAACUGAAACCACAGGGGAAACCAGUGAAUUACCAGACGAUACCAAACCUCAGGAUGCACCGGGAACACCUAAAACCCCCGAACAUGCAGCUGAAAAAGAUGUAAAACAACCAGUUAAACCUUAUGAUAAACCUUUAAGAAAAUGUGAAACAAUUCAAUUCUUUAAAAAAGGUACUGAAGGCAAUUUAGUUUUAAUGACUGGAGCAGAUUAUGUGAAGAUAGUUAAGUAUAGAAAAGAAGAAAAAUAUGAAUUUAAAGUGGAUCUUGAGCUUGUGGUUUGUGAUGGCGUGACGGCUUAUGAACAUAGACCUGGCCGGCCUUACUGUUCAAAACUAAUUCAUAAUAAAAUUGACAACGUUUUAACCAUUAUUCGUGAGGGCUCAAUUUUGCGUAUGACGUUUGAUAGAGGGAAGUGGCGAGCAAGUUCACGCAGUAAACCAGCACAGGUAGAAUUAUUCACUAAAGAUUCAAGGGGAAAUUAUAAGUUAAUAACGAGUCAUCAUUACACUGUGGAAACUAAUGAAACUGGUGGAUCGGCAUAUAUAUUUAUGCCAGGCGUAAAAUGUAGAAAAAUUAUAAUUAAUAAAUUAUUAGUUUGGAAAAAAACUGAUGAAAAAGAGUAUCCAACAAAGUUUUUUGUUACCAUAAGAUUGGACGUCUUUCUAUUUUUCAGAGAAUAUAAACUUUUAUUUAAGAAAAGUGGCCAAAAAUAUAGACAAAUUACCAGACACAAAUAAAUCAUUCAUAACUCAACAUUUGAUUUUAUUCUAUCACAUACACAUAUUUAUACUAGUAACAUGUGUUCCUAAUAAUAUUUGUAUACAUUUGUAUAUUUUCUAUAUUAUUAAUAUACUAAAGGCAUUUAUACUUUAUGAUUUAUUUUU
This is a messenger RNA of Theileria parva strain Muguga, 1056 nucleotides long. RefSeq names its product SVSP family protein. The record is from RefSeq and is a predicted model, not a curated record. The transcript has a single exon. The coding region runs from base 43 to 909 and encodes 288 amino acids. Lineage: Eukaryota; Apicomplexa; Aconoidasida; Piroplasmida; Theileriidae.